Molecule: messenger RNA, 13778 nt
Organism: Bacillus rossius redtenbacheri
Lineage: Eukaryota; Metazoa; Arthropoda; Insecta; Phasmatodea; Bacillidae
Product: RING finger protein 44-like
Exons: 13
Coding region: 710-2518 (602 amino acids)
Biological process (GO): protein ubiquitination
Molecular function (GO): ubiquitin protein ligase activity
Source: RefSeq, a predicted model, not a curated record
AUUAAAACGUAAACAAACUUUACAGCCAACUCUACAAGCACUACGUCCACUCUCUUCUUCUCUCUCCACUCCAACUACUGCGUCACAAAUCCACGUCACAAAGGAAAGGCUCGACCAAUCAUAAUAUUAACAUUAAUCACAUGACUUAUCAGUAGUGGCACACUACAACUUACAAACAAAAACAAUCAUAUAUUUUAAUAAUACUGAGUUUUAGUAUAAAAAUAAAAGAAAUUUUCCUUAGUGAAAUACAAGUGGUUUAAAGUAGUGUUAGUAUUGAAUAUUUUCCUUUGGGUGUGGUAAAAUUUCAACAUCAACUACCUCGCUGAUUGGCCUGUUGGAUUUCCGUGGGCGUGGUUUGUUUAGUUUGGUACGGGAGGUCGUUUGUGACGGCCAUGGACGUGCUUGGUAUCAGCAGCAUUCAGCAGUCCCAUGGGGGGCAGGAGGGGUAGCGUGAUGCCCGAGCCAGCACUAUAACGCAAUCAGGACAUUACGUGGUUGUGCAGAGAGGGGAAAGCUGAAUCAUUUUGGAAAACAGUUGAAGUCAUCAGAUUCCUCGUUUAACGAAACAGCCUCAAAAUUAUUUUAUGCCAAUUUAAUACGUGGAAGGAAGAAGAACUUGAGGGGAAAACCGUUCUGCCACUUCACUGUAGUGCAGGCAUUUGGCAAAGAUACACAAUUUGCAGCUAUUACUUAACGAUAUCCACUUGCAAUGAAUCCUGCAAACCGUGGAUCAUCCCUGAGGAACUCGUCGCAGUUCAACCGCCACACUGCUGCGAACCACUCUGCGAGGCCAAACCACCAGUCACGUUGGCCUGUGAACCAUGUCGCCUACGGCAAGGAGUACCGCACCUACGAGCAGUGCUUCAACGCCAGUGACUGCCCAUCCGUCACUCUGGCUGGAGGGAACAUGGUGCAGAAGGAGUCUGGUUACAUGCCCCAUCAGGGCUACCCCAAGCCGGGUGCUGGCUCGGCACCACCCACUGCUCCAGCCUCCAUUGGGGCGGUGGCUGAGAGGCGCCAGGUUUCCCCCCCUCUGCACAUCAAUGUUCGUGGCCAGGAGAACUCUCUGCGUGGUUCGUCGCUGCUGAGUCUUAGUCCGAGCAGCCUGGGACCCAGCACAAUGGACGGACACUCCCACCCAGAGAUGACCCUAGAGUUCCCCUCCCACCGCUCUCCCGCAGAAUUGCGCCUCAGUCCUGUUCAGCUGCAGCAUUCACCAACUUUUUUCCGUACAACUAGCCAGGAUGAUGGCAGAAAGAGCGAGAGUCCAUCUCGCAAGCGGAGGCGUAUAUCUCGUAAUGGCCACCAUCAAAUACUGGAGUUGUCUACACCAGUCCCAAGUCCUCCACCCCCGCUGCGGGGCUCGUGGGAGCAGCGGCGAUCCCCGAGACACCAGCAGAGAGGGAGCCCGCCCAUCAGACGGGCACGGUGCGGGCCGGUGUGGGCGCAGGACAGCUACCCCACGGCUCCCCAUCAGCCCCAAGGUGCGGUGGUGGUCGACGUGCCCGUGUCCAUCCCGGUGACGCUCCCCCACCACCCGCUGACCCUGUACCAGAGCGGGCCCCACGUCUCGACGCCGCCGCCCUGCCAGCUGCAUGGCCUCUAUGCCUGCAGCUGCGCCUGCCCCCAGUUCAACCCGGCGUGCCAGGUGCCGCAGUUCGGAGGGUGCCUGCCCCCUCAGCACCACCACCCCCACCCUCACCCCCACCCCCACCACCAUCAGCAGUACCCGGCCUUCCUGGCCGCCCCGCAGCAAGUGCCAGUGCCGGUCGUCGCCCACUCCGCCCACUACCAGCACCUGCAGCCCCAGCGGCCGGAGGAAGUGGACCUGGACCUGCUGGCGGAGCAGCUGCAGCAUCAUCACCACCACCAUCACCACCAUCACCACCACCACCACCACCACCGCGGGGGAUCCUUGUACCACCACCACAACCCUGCGCAGCUGCACACUGCCGCGGCCGCCAUGGCCCAGGUCUCGUCCCCGCCGCCCAUGUUCCUGUCGGAGGGCCGCAGUACGCAGGUGGAGAUGCUGUCGAGUCGCACGCGGCGCCCGGCCACGCCCAGCCGGCGAAUGAGCACUCGUCGCUGGCGAACCACGCCUGUGGCGGCGGCCCCCAACCCGUAUUCUGGCUUCCUGCUGCAUUUCCUGGCAAUGCUGUCCAACCCACCCCUCUCACCAUACAGCCAGGCCGAGCUCGGCAGUUCGGACUCCACUGAGACUGAGAACUACGAGGCCCUGCUGAACUUGGCCGAGCGCUUGGGUGAGGCCAAGCCUCGAGGACUGGCCAAGGUCGAGAUCGAGCAGCUGCCUUCGUACAAGUUCAACUUGGACACCCACCAAGGAGAUCAGACGUCAUGUGUAGUCUGCAUGUGUGACUUUGAGGCUCGCCAGCUACUUCGUGUGUUGCCCUGCUCUCACGAGUUCCACGCCAAGUGUGUAGACAAGUGGCUGAAGUCAAACCGAACGUGUCCAAUUUGCAGAGGGGAUGCAUCGCAGUAUUUCAGUCACAUGGAGUAAGAUAGUCUACAAUACAGCAUCACCUGCCGUUACCUCAACACUGCUACAAACAAAUUACAUUGUAGGAAACCUCACUUCAGCUUGUCAUGUCUAUAUGUGCCAUGUUAGCAGCAGAUGUCGUGCAUGUUGAGUUCCUUAUGUAUCCGUUGAAUUUUUGUUUUCAUUGAAGAUUUGAAGCAUUUUCUUUGUGUACAGUUGUGUAGAUGUUAAUUAUUUUAAAAUUACUAAUAUGUUGCAACUUGUUAGUUGAGUAGUUACAUAUCUUGUUGGAAAAUUUCUUUGUGUGUUUUGCUUAGUAAAUUUUUGUUUUGGUUAAAAAUUUUAGGUAAACGGGGCAUUGAAGAAUGUCUAGUGUUAUUGAAUAUUUUAGGUUGUUGUUUGUAUGCACCAGUUUGCAAAUUAUAAUGGUUUUCGUAAGAAAAUGUUCUACUAUUGUUGAUUUAAGAGGGUCAUUGGCAACAGAAUUUUGUUAGUUUUACUUUGAUUAAACAUUGAAAAAUGUAUGAAUUUUGAAGCAUUUAAUGUUUGCUUUAAUUUUAAGUUUGUGAAUAUAUAUUUGUAUCUAGAUUAAUUUAAGUAAAUAUGAAUAUCUGCAUUGUAGUUAACUUUUAUUGGUUUAUGGGAUAAAAGGCUACUUCAUUAUUCAUCCAAGGUUAAAAGCAAAGUGAUGAAACUAUUACAUUAUAUGACAUUGUAAUUACUUAUUGUUCUAAUCAAAAACUAAUUGACUUGUAUUGAGAUUCAAUGUCAUAUCUAAUUUUAGUUAGCAUUGUAUUCUCAGACAGCUUCCAAAUAAUAAUUUUUUUACUGUGUUUGGUGUAUAUGUGUGUGUGUGCAUCUUCUUUAGUUGUGUACAUUUAAUGUUUUCAAAGUACUUAAACUAAUUAGAUCAUUACAUUAUUAAAAAACAACAUAAUUAUUGUGUUUAGUAGAAAAUUUAAUUCUGUUACAUUUAGAAAGCUUCUUUGGAUCGACUGUAAUUCUAGCCAUAAUCAAUACUUAAGUUUGUCAUUAAUUGAACAUUACUAAUGUUGAAAGAGUUAGAAAUUAAUACCUACUCCAAUAUUUACAAUAAAACUGUAAUUUGUAUCAAAACACUUUAAUUACGGAUGGACAAAUUAAAUUAUCAAUUCUCAAAUACUGUAAAAUCCUGCACCACCACCCACCGAAUCAAGAAAGAGCUCUAAAUCUGUCAAUCCUUCCGGUGUCCGGAAUAUUCAAUUAAAAAGAUUUGAAGGGGAAAAAAUUUUAGGAAAGUAAUUUCAGGAUUUCAAACACGUGAGGUUAAAAAGGACUACAUUAUUAAUCCCUACAGAAUCUAUCGAAUAACUGAUUGUAUCUUCCACCAGCUACACUGCUUUGAGGAUGUUGGUUUUAGCACUGCAGAGUACAUUUUUGAACCAAAAAUAAAUUGUUGGAAUCCUGAUAAUGUAAAUAUUUGGGAUGAAACCUGUUAAAAUCUGAUAAUCUUAUUAAUUCUGUUAUAAAAAUUGAAAUUCUCAAAGAAACAUAUUAUAAGAAAAAUAUUUGAAGAAAUGUAGUAUAUUCAAAAAUUUAACAGUGAAAAGACAGAAGUUAAAACUAGAUUCAUUUUUCUUCAUAUCUUACUAACCAUCGUGAUCAUUACUCACACUGAGUAUUGCCCAUACACCAGUUCAGUGGCCGUCACCUAUCCUUAAGUUACAAAGUGUAAUAAGAAGGGGGAAAUAAAAAAAAAUUACAAUAUGUGUAGCCAAGACCUUGAAGGGAAAAUUACAAAACUGACCUAAAUAUAUAUAACCUACUCCACAGAGCUCGUAUACAUGCACGGAGGGGAAUGAAUUGACUCAGGAAAGGUAGGGAGGGAGAAGUAGCGCUAAGGAGAAGGGGAGCGGGACAGUUCAUAAACAAAAGGCAGUCAUCCCACUGCACGCACUUCAAAAUUCAGGGCGCCUUCCCUGACACUUGGCUCAGUAAAAUAUAGUAGACGUCAUACCAGUGUUUAUUUAUUUAACUCUAUAUAUCUAAAAUGGUUUGUAGGUAAUCUAGAAUCCGUGAAGCAUUUGAAAUAGUAUUUAAUUUUAAACUGGCUCACGAAUACUAAUCACAGUCACAAUCACUAUGUUAUUUAGGAUUGAGGUGAGUAAAAAUCACAAUAAAUCAAUUUUCAUGGUGAUCGGUUGAAUGGUAUAGAAGUUGUUAGAAGAGCAGCGCUAUUUAGUGGCAAGUUACAGCAAAUUGGAUAGCAUAAAAACCUUCAUGAAGAAACACAGAAAUGCCAACUUUCAUGAUGAUCGGUCAAAUGGUCUUUAUCAAGGUCAUAUAUACCAACAUCCAUAUAUUUACCGUAUUGAAAAUAGGCCAAACUUUAUUGCCAGUUUUGUCAACCUUGAAAUCUAGAGUCGGCCUAUAAUGGGGCACUAGCCAAAAUAGUAUAAUUACACAUACAUUUCAAGGAAAAUCACUUAUGAGUUAUGGCAUAAAAAUGUUAUCAGAUAUACAAUUCAUUGACCUAAAAUUACGCCGUACUUACGUGGAAUUAGUAAUUUUUCCAACUUAGAAAUUUAGUAAACACACUUAACCCCAAUAAUGUAUCAUAUUUUAAGUAAAGUACACAGAUGUGGUCACUUGUAGCACAUAGCUUUUAAAAGCUUGGUCUGGUUAUUUUUGAACUGUAUUUAACAGGCUGCGGUAAUUUUAUUUGCUUGUAAAUUGUGGUAUUUACAGUAAAAAAUUAGUAAAAACAGCAAUUUUGCCGUAAGGUUAUUUACCGUGGUAUGCGUUAUUUACUCUUCUACGUUCUACCACAGGAAAAACAAAGUGGCACCAGUGUUGGCAACUUGUAGUUGAGACAUGAAUAAACAAAUACUGGUACAUACCAACAGUAACAAGAACAAUAAAAUCUAUUUGCAAUAUUGGCUGUUUUAUGGUUGAUUCAUACACAUUUUACAUGAAACCAUUUUGGGUUUUUUACGUCAGAAUUAAACGUACCGGUAAAUGUUUUUACGUCACAAUUUCUAUGAACUUAGAAAAUGUAGCCAUUGCCGUAUAAAAUGUUGACACCACUACAAAAGAAUGUGAAGAUAAACGGAAACACAGCUUAUAUAUAUUUACUAUAUAUUUUGGUAAGUAAGAAUAACACCUUUUGUCAGUUCAGUAAAUACUAACUUAGUUGAAGUGUUACUGUGGUAAUAAGCUGCUAAUAAUCAUUUUAGUUAGUUAAAAUUUAUUUUUCCCUGAUUUUGAGUGUGCUGUAGAAGGGGUUGGCCUAUUUUCGGACCAAUACGGUAUAUAUGUAAUAUAACCAUUUCCCCAGGAAAUUGUUAAUUUGAUGAGGAAUUUAUAAUAAAUUUACUGUAUGUAUUGAUAAUGCAAAAUUAGUAAAAUUAACAAUGAAAGGGUUGAAUGUUUUAACACCAUAGUUAAUAUUUUUCAUUUCUUGGUACAUAAUUUUAUUUUUGACUCUUUACACCUAGAUGUGGAUCCUAAGGGUACAUUUGAUGCACUGUUUGGGAUUUGAAUUUGAGGAAAUUUAGAUUCGACCGAUUGAUAACUUUUAACUACUUUCACUUUGCAUCAUGGUUAGAUUUUUAUAAAAUUGUCAGAAUAUGCAUUUAAUAAUUCAUUAAAUUUGCAUAGCGUUGAAUUCUAAUGAGUAAAGCUUACUUUAAAUUUGUAUAUUCCACAUUAUACAAAAGUUACACUAUUUUGUCAUUAAAGGUUAAUUUUGUGGUUUCCUUAAGUAACUGCACCAUCGACUAAUUAGUGGUUGGCCUUAUGUUAAUUUCCUUUAAAUUCUAAACAAAAUUCAUUGUUUUUUGUCAGUAUAAAGAACGAGUAUAUAAAACUUGUAUAUAGAACUUCUUCAUAACAAACCAUUUCCUAAGUCCCAUUCAAAAAAAAAAAUUAACAGAAGAUGUAUUAACCUUUUAAAGACAAAAUUAUAAAACUAUUUCUCAUAAUAAAAGGUUAUUAUUUAUUAAUAUUUGAUAAAUAAUAAUUAAAACCUACCAACACUUAUUUUAAAUUUAUAAUGAAAUAAUAGGAACUAAUCUGAUUCAGGUCUUAAUACAGUAAAACCCCUUUUAAGACUACUUAAGGCUUAAGACACUUUCUUGCCUCAAACGUCAAUAAUAUAGUGUUUAAAGUUUUCCAUAUAUACCGUUAAUUUUAACAUUCCUCUUUUAAUACUCUUUGGGAUUAUGACAUUUGAGUUUCCUGUUUAAUAAGGACCAAAUAAACGAUAUUACAAAAAAAAAUUAAUUUUCUAUCAAGAAUCCUUGCUGUAACGUACCAUAACCAUCGUGACACUUGUGUUAUUAUCAAAGAACGAUAACACAACAGCGCUAUCUUCUAUUUCACAAAUGAUGAUCUAUAAUAAAACAUUUUUGUCAAUGUUUAUUUUCUGUAAAUUCAUGCACACAACGAAAUGGUCACCAUUUACAGGACUCAAAACAAAUAUUGAUAGUGAUAAGACAUUCAUAAGCAUAUUAAAAAUAUGUAUUAUACGUUGUAUUUGAACACAAAAGAAUUUAAAGCUGCCUCUCAAAACAGAAGUAGAAAAAAUCCCAUGGAUGACUGAAAAUGCAAACUACUUUUGACAACAAAAACUCAAAGAAAACAAUUAUUUGGGGUGUUUGUAUUUGUUUCAUUAAGUAUUCGUAACUGAAAAAAUCAACAUACGUCUAUGACCAUGGACUACAAUAUUAAACAUUGGCACACUUUUGCUAUGGACAUUAAAAGAAGUCAACACAAUAAUUGCCAUGGUCAACAAACUUAAAACAAAAAUGAAAAUUUUAUUUCUUAAAUGUUAAAGCAUCAUAUACCUCCAGUGUUAUAGAAUGAUGUUUAUGUUAAGAUGCUGCAAUAUUUAAAAUGCAUUAUGUGUUGGAUGUUUUUUAUAAUAUAUCUUUGAACAUUAGAUGGCAUUGAAUAAAACAUUAUAGGAAACUUGUAAUUUGGCCCUUUUGAUGUAAAUAAAACACGUUGAAUAUAAAGGAGAUCUGGAUUAAAAGAGGCAUUUAGAGCAUCAAACAACCUUAAAAAAAAAUUGGAAAAAAUAUUUAAAUGUUAGAUAAUAUUAUUUAAAGCAUUCCCAAGUGUACAAUAAACAUUAAAUAAAUGCAUGGUUUAAAAUUUAAGUAAUGGUUAUUCACAAUUCAAAAUAGGUAGUUUAAACCUCAAAGAAUUUUGGUUUUAUUUUCAUUAAAAAUUUUAACUAUAGUUUAGUUUUUGAUUCAUUAAAGUAUAACAGCAUUCACACAACCCUAGUGAGUAUCUAGUGUGUAGUUUUGUUUGUAUAGCAUUUGUAAAUUGUCAAAAAAAUAGCAUUUUUUACAUCUGUUAUUGGAAGGUUUAGUAUUGGAAACAUUAACUAACACUUAAUAUUCAGAGUUUAGUCAGAAACCAUCUUAGUGCAAUAACCUUCACGUGAUUGACUCUGAAACUUAUAUCACGUCUUGCAGUUGCCCGGCAUGUGACAUAAUAUCUGAAGAUUCUCAAAUGGUUACUAGCGACAAUGUUUGCAUGCAUCAAGAGAAAAUAAAACACUAAUGGUUCAGCACAUAGUUGUACGUAUUCAGUGUACCAACAUUGAUGUUUUAGCGCUGUUGUGAUUUUUUUACUGUGAAGCCAUAGUGUUCUUGUGUGCCGUACUUAAUUUAUGUGCUCGGAAGACUGCAUAAAUAUUAGGAGACACACUCUCCUUGUUAAUAAGAUUAAUGUAAUAUCAAUAGUAUGUUGCAAGGGAAAAAAAUACCAAUCCAACAUAGAGUUAAUAAUGCAUCGGUAAAGUGUACUACUAAAUUAGCUAGUGGUAUACUUGAGCCUUGUUUUUUAUGAAACCAAAAAAAUGUCGCUUCAAAUUAUGAACAUUUUAAUCCGUAGUGUCAGCAGGUCUUGAAAGUCAAGUGUUUUGACAAAAGGGAACAGUGCAAAAAGUUGCAAAAUUUUAAUGUUUAGUAGCUUUUGAAGAAUUUGGGUUAUUUAUUUUGUUGACUUUGGACCUAAAGCCUGUAGUCUCAGGAUUAGCAAAAUUUAGUUACUGAAUGACCAUAAUCCAGGAAAACAAUCCAUGUCGUCAUUCACAUUUAGGCUUUAUGUGAGGUUUGUGUGUAUGUGUGUUAAAAAAAAAUUCAGUGAGUAGCAAGUCUUCCUUUUAUGGUGAAGAUUGAGACUGAAAUUAAUAGUUAAACUUUUGAAAGAGCUCAAUGAUUAUCUCCGCAAGCCGUCUAGGCAUUAGUAUGUACAUGUUAUUAUUUUAAUAUGUUAUCUUAAGCUUGAGUGAGUUUUUUUUGUGUAGGUACAUAGAUUUAAAAAACAUAUUUUGUCACAUUCUCAAGUUUUACAGCAGAUUAAGAUGAUAAAGCUAUGUCAUUAAAAAAAUUCAAAGUUGAGUUACUAAAAGAAUAGACCAUAAGACCAUUAAACAUUUUUUUAGAUAGGUCCUGAUAUAAGUUUACUAGAAGACAUCUUGUGAUCAAAUUGAUGAUAGUUUUGUAUUGUUUUGGAUAAAUUGUUCUGCUUUGUAAGAGAAAGCAUAUCACAAAACAACAAUACAUCAUUAAAGCAAAUAUUGUAAAAAAAAGAGUAUUUGCCAAGGCAAAUUGUAAUUUACUUUUAUUGUACAACAAAUGUUAUUUUUUAUGAGCUAGGCUUUAUUUGUCACAGAUUUCAUAAUGCCUGAGGAAUUCUGGAGUAGCCUUGUCAGAUAUUGAAAUUUUAAUUUCAACAAAGUGUACAGAUUUGAAACUUUUUGUUUGUAUAGUUACAUACAGAAACCAUUAAAAAUAGUUAUUUUACUUUAGCUGAUGUAAAAUGGUUUACAAGGAAGAUUUAAACUUUUUGUGGUUGAGUUUUUUUUUGUUGAAAUGAAUUAAUGAAAUUUUUUAUAAUUAAGUGUAUUUCGUUACGUGUUCUGAAUUAGUCGCCGAAUGGAAAUGUAAUGCAUAAUAAUCCUUUAAUUGGACUGAAAGUGGUAUUCCACAGUUUGGAAUAUCUUGUAUUGUAUACUAAUAAUAAUAAUAAUAAUUAAAGGUAUUUCCCUUUAAAAUAUUAACUAAACUUUUUUUAGUCAGAACACUUGUAAAUAUACAUCCAUUCUCUAGUAUAAAACAAAAGUUUUACAGAAAUAAAGUAUUUAUCGCUUUAUUGGAUGAAAUAAAUAUUUACUAUAAUGUAAUAUAUUAUACUACUUCACAUGUACUGUAUAGCUGCUGAUGUAUUAAAAAUAACAGAUAUACUUUGUCACUUUUUUUAUUGUCGCUUAGUAAACUACACUAGUAAUAAUGAGUGUUGUACAUGUUCGUAAUGGUCGUAAUUCAUAUAGCUAUAUUGGCAUUAACAGAUAAUGUUUUGUAACCGGUCUGUACAAAAAUGCAAGUUUCCUUGCAUACAUUUCAAAAUGCACAGCUUUGGCCCUGCUGUUUUCAUUGUCUCGGAUGAAUGUCUCUGUAAGUCUGAACAAAUGUGGAUGUUGUUACACAAAAAACAUGGCAAUGAAACAUUUAUAAACAUAAACUCUUCUGAUAAGUCUUGCCUGCCUGAGAAAGGGUCUCCUUAAAGCAAUAAAAUUGUGUUUUUCAGGUAGUUUAUAGAAUGUUGUGCUCAGAAACAUUUUGGGAGGUGAGUGUGUGUGUGUAAUGUGUAUGAAAUAAUUGAAAAUAUUGGUGCCGUUCUGUGUGAACAGAAAUGAUGUUUGCAACAUGGCUGUGGGCAGGAUAAUUGAUAGCACAUUUAAAAUUUUUUCUGUAGUAUGUAUGUUUGCAUCUCUGAAACCAGAACUUGGUUACCAGUCAUCUGUUAGGGUUUGCAAAGAAAAUUGGUUUACAAAGGUAUAUAAUUUUUUUAUAGCCAAAAGGUGAAAUAGUUUGGUCAGAAUUGUGGGUGUGUGGUGCUCAUGUGACAAGGUUUGUGGGUUUGAUGCCAGCACUCUGUCAUGGGGAAAAUUCGAGCCCCAAGUCUGUAUCCCAGUGGUUUGAAGCCCUCUGUAAUCUUAGAGGAUCUGUUGCCUUAAGCCCUUGUGCAUAAGCCUACCUUAAACGUUUUUAAUUCUGCCUUGACUUGGUACAAAUAUUGUCAUUUUUGGUUGCUUGAAAAGUGUGUAAAGUGCAGCUGUGUUGAUGAAAUUGUGGUCAAAUGAUAUAAAUCUGACUAAAGUAGGAGUUAUUUUUCAAACCCUAUACACCUUCAUUUCCUGCUAGACUGAUUUUAACCUGUGUUUCAUAUUUCAGGAACAUAAGUUGAGCAAACCUGGAAUGUUUCAAAACUUCCUUGAUGAAUAUGAAAUGCACUAUCAUACUACUUCUGUUGCUACUAAGACUUAUGUGUUAAUAUUAAGUGUUAAAAUAAAUCAUAAGUUAAAAAAUUUUUGUUGGUACAGUAGAGUCUCGCUUAUGUGACAUAAACGAGCUGGCAGAAUGUCGUAUAAAUCAGUCGGGCUAGCUAAUUAGCUGCGGUAGAGUCAAGAGCAACAAACAUAGAUUGAGCUUACACUCGCAACUUGCAGUUCUUGUUGCCGAUUGAUUUUUUUUUUUUUUUUUUACAGUUGGUCAUUGGAUAAUAUGGAAUGUUGGAUAAAUGAAGGUUGCAUAAAUGAGAUUCUACUCUAUUAGUUUGCAUUAUUCUUUUAGUGGUAGUUAGGUUUUAAAAGCAAUAAUUUUUUGAAUUGUUGUACAGAAUGCAUUGUGUAUUUUCAAAAUUUUUGUACUUUUCAUUCAAAGCGUGUGUAUUAAUGUUCAGUUUUGUAAGUUCCCUGAUUGAUGUCUAUUAUAAAGUGAUUCAUUGAUGUACAAGUCUGGCUUGUGUAUUCAAAUUGACUGAAGAGCUGGGCCAAUUCCUUCCCUACCUGUGUACAAUCUAUAGUAAACUAAACAAUAUUGUUUUCUGUUUGUCAAAAUGUCUGUUUCUACUUGUAACAUACUUUCCAUGAGCUCUGAAGUAAUUGUGGCAGUUUCCAGGACUAUAAUUCGGGUAAGAUUACUAAAUAUAAAAUUUUCAAUCUGUCACUUGGAAGCAAUGGUUAUUAACCCAUUUUUCUGAUAUUUUUUUGUUCUCCUUCUCUUACAUACCACAUUAGUUUAAAAUGUACCUUAAAUUCAUUAUACUUGGUUAUACUUGCUGCAGAUAAUUAAAAAAUCCAGAAAGUUGGGGCUUAGUGCCAUGUUUUUUCUCGGAAUAGCACGAAAGGCUGCGUCGUAACAGGCCAUACUACGCUCAAACUUGUUGGCCUGUUAAUCAAGAGCACAACAGACAAAAUUAAAGGUAUUAGAGCUUCAUUGUGGGAGGCCUUCUGAUGCUAGGGCUGGAUUGUACAGUCGGGUAAGCAGUGUAAGAAUAAACCUCAAGGGUUUACUAAUUGGAGUAAGUACAUAAUGCUUUCCUUUGCCUCAAGUAACAACUGUGCAAGAGAGCCUAAGUUUUAAAUCACUUCAUAUCGUGCACAAUCCUACAUGUGCCUACAAUAUGCUGGAAAUGUGUGUAGUUUGUUUUUAUCUAAAUGGUUACUCAAAAUUGUAUACUUUGAUAAGGAACUAUGUUAUUAUUAAUAGCACUAUUUUUGAAAGUUGAGGUUCAAUACAUGUUUCUUUUUCAGUAUAGCAUUUAGGGGAAAAAAAAUUUGCAUAUUCAGGAAGUUUUACUUUUGGUGUUAAUUAUUAUUUUUUUUAAUGUUUGAUAAUGGGGACAUUAAUAAACUCUCUAUCUACAUGCAAUAACCUUUGUGUGACUGAGUCCUUGACUGUAUUGCACUGUUGAAAGGUGUGUGACACAUUCAUUUAAGUAAUACCAAACUCCAAGAUAAUGUUGGGCUUCCAACCAUGUAGGUACUAUUUAGUGCUUGUAAAUUUGAGGUAUGUGGUAGGGCGGGCAUUUUAUAGAGACCCAUGUGAAUAUUGAAAACUUAAAUACUUUAAAAUGUUUUAAAAAAAUUUUUCCCCCCAACUUCUUAUUAAAAAUUUGUUAUUCGUUUCCUAGAAUAUUUUGAUAUUUGAUUGAAAUAAUAGAAAAAAAACACUAUAUCCACACAGUUCUACUUGUAAUCUGUGACUAACCAAUUUUCAAAUUUUAACAUUAAAGUACAAUUAAAAAACAUGAAAUUUGUAAAUAUUCUUUAAGAGAUGAGAUAAAAAGAUUAAAAACAUCAUUUUUCAAGUCUUGUAAAAUUGGUUUGAUGAAAUUAUUUAGUAUUUACUGUUCUGACAAAACUACUUUGUGAAAGAUCCAUUUAUGUUUUCUAAUUUAUAUUUUCUAAUAGCAAUUUUUAAUGUUUAUCUUUUAAUAUAAAAUAUUAACUUUUGAUUCCAAAAGUUAUUAAAAUUUUAAUUUUGACUUUUUUGCUUAUAAACCUAAAACACCUUUAAUUUUGUCUGGAUACUGGUGGUUACUGGCUUAUUGAUAACAGACGUAUUGUAGAAUUUGUGAAAUGCCUUGAUGUGGUAAUAUAUAACAUACAAAGAUUUAACUUUAUACAUACAGUGGAAAUAGAAAAAGACAUAACAGAUUUAUUUACCACUAAUAUUCACAUUCCUCAUUACAAUAUAUUAGUUGAAAGUUGUAUGUAUUGUAUUAAUUGGACGGUUAGCAAACUAGUGUGAUUUUGACACUGGUACGUACUGCUAAAGUAAUUUUCAUUGAGGUUUAUACAGUGUAGGUUGGAAUGGGUUGUAUUAAGUUUUUCUUGGAAUUAUUUGUUGGUUUCUUUGUAGCUACAACUCAAAUAGCAGUAAAUAACCAUCAAUUUACAAGUAUGAAGCUGUUGAAGCAAGCACAAGAAACUCUGUUACAGGACUCAUUUACACAAAUAUACAAAUGAACACGAUUCUUAGUUGAUUGAAUUUUCUAUAGUCUUGUGUAGUUUUAAUAUAAUGUAAGACUGUUUAAUUUUAUCAUGCUUUGCAACUGGUUUCAUGGUUGUAGUAAUUACAGACACUGGCUUGACCAGUUAUAAUGCUGUUAAUGUGCCAAGUUCAUCACCUCCGUUUACGAAUCGCAGGGUUGUACCGCUACAAAGGCGGAGCCAGAUGUCUUUUUGUAGCGUUCUCACUACAGGCCUUUCAAUCAGCCUUGUUUGCGUCAGCUGUGGUUACAUUUCUCUGUGGAAGACUGAAAGUGCAGCUUCAACCCAGAAGCUGAGAGUAUGUAUUUGGUGAAAAUUGUAAAACUGUGACUGUAGCUGUAUGAAAAUAGUUUGAUUUUCAAUUUAUUUAUAAUACUUUUUCAGUACUGAAAAAACUUUAUUUUUGCUUAAAUUGUGUGCAUUUGAAAUAUAGUUUGUUGUCGGACA